AUGUGUUUCGCCCACGAACACAACCACGACGGCACAGACCAGAUCAUUUCUCAGUUUCCCGAGAAACACGCCACGUGGAGGGACUGUAGUACUGAGUACCUCGGAUCCCCAUCUGUGCCUGUGUAUAUCGUGAUUGCUCUGACGUUAUCAUGUCUGUUACACCAUAGCAACGGGGCGACAGUAACCAACACCCACCAUAGCAACGGGGUUACAGUAGCCAACACCCAUCAUGUAACUCCGAAGCCGACACAUAAACCUGUUCACCACGUGAACCAUCGACCGACCACACCCACCACUACAAUGGACCCGAUGGACGUGCAACUAGGUGGCGCACGUCAGACAUUAGAGGGGCUGGCUCGCCAGCUGGUAAUGCAACAGUUAGGGGUGGAGGAACGUAUCCGAUCGGAUGGAGACUCGGGUAUCAAGCAGUCGAUGCUCCGACACAAAGGCACGCGACCCUACCUCAACGAUGAUGUGACUCGUUUUCCAGCGGUUUUCUACGAUUUGCCUUAUAAUCGGGACCAGCAUAUCAUCAAUACAAACAUAUUCGUCUUAAAUGGUGUAGAGUUCAAAAUACCAUCCCAGAGAUACAAAUUGGUUAUGCCGAGUAAAAAUAGUCAUGACUGGCACAAAACAGAACCCAUUCCCUACCCAAGGGUGCCUCCUUCCGUUCUCGCCAAACAUAACGUUAGCGACCAGAUUGCUGAGAUGCAACAGUACUUCAGGGCAUUUAAAUACCAGGAUACCAAGAUACGCAGCGACUAUGCCGAUUAUUUCAAACCCGUGUUAUGUUAUUUAGAGGGAACGUGGUUAGACGGAGCAGCCCAUGAUCAGAGGCGGUGGAUGAGCGAAGCGCUAAGUAUCGAAUUUUUAUCCGCCGAUGGACUGGAAACUGGCCAGACUUUUAACCCGACCAAGAUCAUGACCGUUACCAAUGGCACAGCCCUGUAUGCACAUUGGAAUGCACGUAUCGUAUGCCAUCCAAUCCAACAGGAAUUAAAACUAGCAUCCUUCUACAUCAAAGAUGACCUGGCCACUAGAUUAUCGUUCAAAAAAAGUUUGUAUGAUUUUGCGAAGUCGAAAUCCGCCCGAUUUGACUUAAUAGAGUUUGGUAGAAGACCUCGUGGGUUCUUGGCAGAUCUUGGCCACGGGGAAGGCCUUCCAACCUUCUCUCACUAUUCCACAUUAGAUGCCAUCAUGGAGGAGAUUCCUGGCAAAGAUAACUAUCCAGUCAAUAUAACGGGUGGUGAGUUUGGUCUGACCACAUACAACGCACAUUUCCCCCGAAAUAACACAAAGCUCAACAUAGGAAAAUACCAUCACUGGUACCGCGUGCUGCAGAAGGGAGCCAUGGGUACCACUGUUAUCAAUCGUGGUUACGCGGACCGAACUUUGUGGGUAGCUGCCAAUACACAACAUAAUGUCGCGGCUCUUUCUUAUAGGUCCUGCCAUCGGGACAGGACCACACACAAAAAUGUGUGCACUGCCGACACAGCCCGAUAUUCUUAUGCUAUCCCGUUAGAAAUCAUUUGGCUGACGCCACUCUUGACUUGGAAUCCGUACAACUUGGCGUACAUCGCCGGGGACGUACACAAGAACCCGGCAAACACUAUUACAGCAAAUGGACGCGAUGGUCACACGCCAGAGAAAGCAUUGAAUGGUACAAACAUGGGCAACUUCUUUCAAACUCCUGCCGAAUUCUUCAGUCAUGCGAGCGGGAGGCGUUAUGUUAUGGAUAGAACUGGCCAUACUCAUUCCGUGGUACCGUCUGGCACUGAGACUGUUCUGAGGGAUAUUCCUGCAGUCGGGACCGUGCGUCUUCGGUAUCCAGUGGUACCGACACAUUAUGAGGGUAAUGUGAUCUACAAAGAGUUGGAUGCGCUUAAAGAUCUUGUAAUGAACAUGGCUACCAAUGCCAAGUAUUUCCGAGAAAAACCAACCGCUUUACAAAGUAUCGCCAACCCCACACGCCACGAGGAGCAUUACCAGACAUCUUCGUCUUCAGCCGUGUCUCAAGCCGGACUUCAUAAGCACGACGUAUUCUUGUCUCAAGAUGACGUGGCAGCGCUCAUUAAAGGUCAAACAGUGGCGGUAUAUACCACACUCAACAACGGCCAUCAGCACGUGCUGGAGAUCUACCUGUACGCGAGGGGACACACCUCACACACAAACCUACUUCGGGUGUCAUUGUGUGACGGAAAGGUCCAGUGUGGGGACGGCCAUUCCAACAUUCUCUAUUACAAACGGUAG
Messenger RNA from Ylistrum balloti, 2250 nucleotides. RefSeq lists its product as uncharacterized. NCBI's taxonomy places the organism in Eukaryota, Metazoa, Mollusca, Bivalvia, Pectinida, Pectinidae. The record is from RefSeq and is a predicted model, not a curated record. The transcript is spliced from 2 exons. Bases 1 to 2250 code for a protein of 749 amino acids.